AUGAGUGAGGGUCUUCCUCAUCCGAGGCCUCUAGAGCCUCUGCAUCCAGUUACAAAGCCGAAAUACACUGGCACUGGUGCAGGUUCGAUUCGUGCUUCAAGAUUUGGAUUUGCAAACAAACCUAUUCUGCCUCCUAAACCGACCCCAAUUUAUCAGAAAGGUGCAGUGCCGAUUCCUAUCUUGAGUAAUGGUGUUGGGAGGUACACUUGUCUUCUGCUGCGACUGACUUUAGUGCGAUGCUCGUUCCGCUGUAGCCUGGGGCUCGAUCGCUGGAUCAACAACAGGCUGAAGAAGUUCUCUGAAGAAAAUCCCAACGUUGCCGUCUAUGUAAAGGAUGCUGGCGAGGGUAAUCACUUCACCAGAGUAUAUGGCAAUUAUUCGCACGGGAAGUCGCGUUUGUUCGACGUGAACAAGGACAAUGAGGAUGAAGUGGAUAAGAAGAUCCACCGCUUGCUGUACAUGAACGGCUUGAAGGAGCAAACACUGUGGAGAUACAAGCACACAGUUAACCCCUCUGUCCAGGGAUACUGGCAUCCGUUUAUGAACAAACCAUGGCGGAAACUGACGGAAGUCGACACGCCGAAUAUGAAGACAGAGCAAGAGCUUAUGCAACGACGGCUUAUUCGCCCGGAGACAAUUGAGACUGAAGUUUAA
Molecule: messenger RNA, 654 nt
Organism: Sycon ciliatum
Lineage: Eukaryota; Metazoa; Porifera; Calcarea; Leucosolenida; Sycettidae
Product: large ribosomal subunit protein mL43-like
Exons: 1
Coding region: 1-654 (217 amino acids)
Biological process (GO): mitochondrial translation
Cellular component (GO): mitochondrial large ribosomal subunit
Molecular function (GO): structural constituent of ribosome
Source: RefSeq, a predicted model, not a curated record